GCAGUUCAUUUAGAGCUCUGGUAUUGAAAACAAGUAUUCAAUAAAGUUUUAAAAAAAAAGUGAAUUAAUUUUAAUAAUAAUUGCAAAUUUAUAAAGGCACAGAAUUUACUUGAAAUCGAUACGAAAUAAACAUUAAGUGUUUACUUAAUUUACAAUUAAAAUAAAAUGCAAAACUAUCUGCAUUCAGCUGUAACGACAACAAUCCUUACAAUGAUGGUAUUGAUAUAUUUAAUGACACUCCUUUUCGCAACUGUUGCUGCUGUACCAGUCUCGGUUAUGGUGGAAAACUCUGAAUUAUCCUCAGCCUCCAAUGCUCAGCAAUUACAAGAUCGUCAAGUGCAUAAUAAUAAGGACAAUUAUAGUGGUAAAAAUGAGGUCCUAUACAGUAAAGUGAAGCGUUCAAGUGAUACUUCUAAACAGAAUGAAGCUCUAACACAUCACCAGAACGUUAUUACUGAUGUUAAUAAAAAUAAAAAGAGUAGCCCGGAAAUAGUACCAGCCUCUUUUAAUAACAACAACAAACUUCCAGAAAUCUCUACCCCUGAAUCGAAACCUCAACAUCAACAAAAGUUUCCUUUGCAACAGCAUAGUAAUAGCGUUUCCUCUUAUAACGAUGACGACGAUGUAGCAAACAGUAAAAAUGAGUUGAUCAGUUCAAUAAUAGCGGCGCGCUUGGCAGCAGCUGCUGUUAAAGCGGAGCUUGAAAAUUUAAAGAAACAACGCCACCGUAACAAUAUUAGAAACGAAAACGCUAAUGACGAAUAUGAUGAUAAUGACGAUGAUCAUGCAGCUGUGAUUAAUAAACGUGGCGUCAAUAAUCAACAGUACUUAUAUGGUGCUAACAAUGAACCAUUGUUGUAUGAUAAUGCGGCCUAUUACAAUCCCUAUGGGGGAUAUAUGGCAGUAAAUGACGAUGGCCUCAACCGAGGGGUUUGGGGUGAAGAUCUAGACAAUGAUAAUAUAGUUUACACAGAUAUGGAUGAAUAUGAACCGCAGAGAGCAGUUCCAAAUUAUAAGAAGCAAGCUUAUGAUGAUUUGCAAAAUCUUUUAAAUGCUGAGUAUCACUUAGAUUCGGCGAUAUUACCGUACAACUAUGAACGUUACGCAGAUUUGGAAGCGGAGCGUAACAAAAAAGCUUAUAGAAUUUUCAGUGAAUUGGCCAGAAAUUAUCCAGAUAUGAGAAGACCUAAACGGGAUAAUAAACUUACACCUGCGGAUAUGUUGGCUUUGGUGGCUUUGGUUGAGGCAGGUGAACGUGCCCGAAAAGAGACCGAUCACGAUAGCACCAAUAGUUACAAUGGCUAUCCAAACGAAAACUAUGCACCUAAAGCUUAUGGUAUGACUCCGAAUGCAGGUUUUUACGAUUAUCCCGCAAUCGAUGAUAAUUUCGAUUAUAAUAACAAUAAUAAUAAUAAUAAUGAUAAUUGGAAUGACGCACCAGCGCUUGUAGAUUAUUAUGGAGCACCCGUAAAUAUGGAACCUUUACCUAAAUAUAAUUUAGCCUUAAAAGAAAAAGAGAAUCGUCAUCGUGACUAUAACGAUAACAUGCGAGCUCGUUACGGGAAGAAACGUUUGAUGGUCAACAACAAAAAGAAACGUUCACUAACUAAACCAUCUGCACUCUACAAAGCAAGAUAUUAAAUGCAAAAAAAGGAGAGAAAAAAAAAAUUCAAUUUUUAAAGAGAGAAAUUAUAAUCGAUGUCAACUUUUUAUGUGCAAUUAAUUUACAUAUACACAAGCAUAUGAAGCAUUUAAAAUGCUUUAC
Molecule: messenger RNA, 1765 nt
Organism: Glossina fuscipes
Lineage: Eukaryota; Metazoa; Arthropoda; Insecta; Diptera; Glossinidae
Exons: 5
Coding region: 166-1641 (491 amino acids)
Source: RefSeq, a predicted model, not a curated record